Solanum lycopersicum (tomato) is the source of this 2059-nucleotide messenger RNA. NCBI's taxonomy places the organism in Eukaryota, Viridiplantae, Streptophyta, Magnoliopsida, Solanales, Solanaceae. The record is from RefSeq and is a predicted model, not a curated record.
AUCUUCUCUGUUUAUUUAUAAAUAUAAAUAAUAUCAACUGCAUUUAAUUCGCCUUCAGAAUUAGUUUUGUAGUUUCAGAAAUAAUACUUAUUUUGUUGCUGCAAUUACUAUUCAGCUACAUAUGUAUAGUAUCUGUCAUAAUCUUCGAAACUUGUUUUGUUAUCUCUGCUUCACUAGUGGGGUUUUUCUUUCUCUCUCUUGCUCUGUUUUUUCAGUAGUGCUCUGUUUUUUGAGGACAAAAAACAUUCAGAAUAAUUUUGGGUAUUUAUCUGAGUUUCAAGAAAAGAGAUCUGCUGCAAUUUAGACCUCUUUUUUUAAAAAAUUAAAAUGUAUGCUGAGAAGCAAGCAGAGGAAGCUAUUGUUUCAAACUUCAAUGGAACUGAUCGUGAUGGGGAGGAAGUUGAGAAAUUAGGUGAAGAAGAUCAUUCUGUUUUUAGUGUCAAAAGCCUGCUCUGGCAUGGUGGCUCUGUUUGGGAUGCUUGGUUCAGCUGUGCUUCUAAUCAAGUUGCUCAAGUGCUAUUGACACUGCCAUAUUCAUUUUCUCAACUUGGUAUGGUAUCUGGCGUAGUGUUUCAAGUGUUUUAUGGUCUUGUUGGGAGCUGGACUGCAUACCUCAUUAGUGUUCUCUACAUAGAGUACAGAAGCAGAAAAGAAAAAGAAGGUGUUAACUUCAAAAAUCAUGUGAUUCAGUGGUUUGAAGUGCUUGAUGGACUAUUGGGUCCUUACUGGAAAGCAGCAGGCCUUGCCUUCAACUGUACGUUCCUUCUGUUUGGAUCCGUCAUACAACUAAUUGCUUGCGCAAGUAACAUAUAUUACAUCAAUGACCACUUAGACAAGAGGACAUGGACAUACAUAUUUGGAGCUUGCUGUGCUACCACAGUUUUUAUUCCUUCUUUCCAUAACUAUAGGAUUUGGUCUUUUCUUGGCCUUGGGAUGACCACUUAUACAGCAUGGUACUUAACAAUUGCUGCUGUCAUUCAUGGCCAGGUUGAAAAUGUACAACACACUGCUCCAGCAAAGCUUGUGCUGUAUUUCACUGGUGCCACCAAUAUUCUUUACACCUUUGGUGGACAUGCUGUUACUGUGGAAAUAAUGCAUGCAAUGUGGAAACCCCAGAAGUUCAAGUACAUAUACCUAAUAGCGACACUCUACGUUUUCACCCUAACGAUUCCAUCAGCUUCAGCCGUCUACUGGGCAUUCGGAGAUCAACUUCUUAACCAUAGUAACGCAUUUUCACUUCUUCCAAAAGACGGAUGGCGCGAUGCUGCAGUUAUAUUGAUGCUAAUUCACCAGUUUAUCACGUUUGGAUUCGCGUGUACGCCCUUGUACUUUGUCUGGGAGAAGGUUAUAGGGAUGCAUGACACUAAAAGCAUAUGCUUGAGGGCACUUGUUAGGUUGCCUGUGGUGAUACCCAUAUGGUUUUUGGCUAUUAUAUUCCCAUUCUUUGGGCCUAUUAACUCUACCGUUGGAGCUCUUUUGGUUAGUUUCACUGUCUACAUCAUCCCAGCUCUUGCUCAUAUGCUCACUUAUAGAACACCCUCUGCUCGACAGAAUGCAGCAGAAAAGCCACCAUCCUUCAUGCCAAGCUGGACUAUCAUGUAUGUUAUUAACAUUUUUAUUGUGGGCUGGGUUUUGGUUGUUGGGUUUGGGUUUGGUGGAUGGGCCAGUAUGAGCAAUUUCAUCAAACAAGUUGAUACAUUUGGACUGUUUGCAAAAUGUUACCAAUGUAAACCUCCGGCAGGCCAGCCACCACAUCUGGCACCUCAGGCCACCGUGCACAACUAGGAACACCGACUGGGAUCCGCCGCGUCAAUAUGUUGGACAAGUCAACGAACGAAGAACCAUGUUCUUCAAAUAUUUUUGCAUGUAACUCAAAAUGUGUUGUGUGUUAAUCUUCAUUUUCUUUUGUUUGUGUUUCGAUUUUUUGUUCAGAUAUUAGAUGUGAUAAUUAACGUGUCGAAUUGCUGACUAAUUGGCUAUCAAAAGGAUUAGCUAAUUAAUUGAAUCAACAUAUGCUAAUGCUAAUUAGUUAUUUUGUCCAAUUUUGUGGAGGUUAGUA